Messenger RNA from Piliocolobus tephrosceles (Ugandan red Colobus), 1609 nucleotides. It is a transcript of the gene JPT1, whose product is annotated as Jupiter microtubule associated homolog 1. The transcript has 5 exons. Bases 287 to 751 code for a protein of 154 amino acids. The record is from RefSeq and is a predicted model, not a curated record. Gene Ontology annotation, cellular component: nucleus. NCBI's taxonomy places the organism in Eukaryota, Metazoa, Chordata, Mammalia, Primates, Cercopithecidae.
GCGGGCUUAGGCUGAGCCGUGGCCGCCACAGCCCAUCGUAAUGCCGCAUGGUGCUUGGCACUCCAGAGAACCAAUAGGAACGAAAGGGUUCAUUUGAAUCGGCCAAUGCCGGCGGAUUAGGGGGAGGGAGUUGAGAACUCUAUAAAGGCGUCGAUCGCCCGGACAGGCAGCGGCAGCGGCUCCUGCGGCGGUGGCCGGCUGUUGGGUGUGGAGUUUCCCUGGGCACCUCGGGUCCGACCCUUUGAGCGUUCUGCUCCCGCGCCAGCCUACCUCGCUCCUCGGCGCCAUGACCACGACGACCACCUUCAAGGGAGUCGACCCUAACAGCAGGAAUAGCUCCCGGGUUUUGCGGCCUCCGGGUGGUGGAUCCAAUUUUUCAUUAGGUUUUGAUGAACCAACAGAACAACCUGUGAGGAAGAACAAAAUGGCCUCUAAUAUCUUUGGGACACCUGAAGAAAAUCAAGCUUCUUGGGCCAAGUCGGCAGGUGCCAAGUCUAGUGGUGGCAGGGAAGACUUGGAGUCAUCUGGACUGCAGAGAAGGAACUCCUCUGAAGCAAGUUCCGGAGACUUCUUAGAUCUGAAGGGAGAAGGUGAUAUUCAUGAAAAUGUGGACACAGACUUGCCAGGCAGCCUGGGGCAGAGUGAAGAGAAGCCGGUGCCUGCUGCGCCUGUGCCCAGCCCAGUGGCCCCGGCCCCAGUGCCAUCCAGAAGAAAUCCCCCUGGCGGCAAGUCCAGCCUCGUGUUGGGUUAGCUCUGACUGUCCUGAACGCUGUCGUUUUGUCUGUUUUCUCCAUGCUUGUGAACUGCACAACUUGAGCCUGACUGUACAUCUCUUGGAUUUGUUUCAUUAAAAAGAAGCACUUUAUGUACUGCUGUCUUUUUUUUUUUUUUUCUUUUUUUUCUUUUGAAGAACAGGUUUCUCUCUGUCCUGACUCCUGGGUCUGUGGGCCGUGGCAUGAGUGUUUUCUAGUAGUAGAUUGGAGGGAAAGCUUUGUGACACUUAGUACUGUGUUUUUAAGAACAAAUAAUUUGGUUCCAGAUGUGUUAGAGGAUCUUUUGUACUGAGGUUUUUAACACUUGGGUUUACCAAGCCUCAACUGGUCAGACCAUGAACAGUCCCCAGGCACCGUUCCUGCCAGGCCUCAGCACAGGGAGUCUCUCCACAGAGCCUUCUUGGUGUUGCCCUAACUUGCCAGUGGCCUUUGCUCAGAGCCUCCUCCUGUGCCAUGUGAACAAUGAAGGGGCCUGUGCCUCAUGCCUUGCCGCCUGCAAAGCAAAGAAACUGCCUUUUAUUUUUUAACCUUAAAAAGUAGCCAGAUAGUAACAAGACUGGCUGGCUGAUGAGCAGAGCCUCUGCUCUCACAGAGGAAGGCUUGGAUGUACAGUGAAACUGACCGGAACUAAAAGCAGUGAAGCAAGGGAGGCAAUCACACCGAAGUGGGCCUUCAUCCAGGAACGGGAUCCCACAGGGGUGUUGUUUUAAAUAACUUGAUGCUGUGUGCAUGAUGCUGGUGCUUGACCGUGAAAGGAAAGUCUCAUCCUUAAAAUGUGUGUUGUAUUUCACAAUCCUGGACUGUUGCUUCAAGUAAACAAUAUCCACAUUUUGAAA